CCCAGGUGGGGCUCCUGGGGACUGUUCUUGUGCAGGCCCAGGAGCUGCACCUGAUGAUUCUUGUGGGUCCUCUGUGAUUCUGCAGCAUCAGCUCUGCAGUCAGGAUGCAUCUCUCUAUUUGGACUGCAGUCCUUCUAGGACUCGUCCUGACUCCAGCCCUUGCUGAUUAUCACCAACAGACUGAAAUAAGCAAGAAAAUCUCCAUUAGUGGAGGCUACCAAAUUAUGACCAUCAAUAGGAAAUGGCUGGUGGCAAGUAUUGAGCAGAAGACCAACCAUGAGUACUGGAAAACCAUCUGGAACUAUGACACAGGUUUUAUGGCCACCAAAGUGCUGCCAGAGAGAGCUUGCUACAUUUCCAUAAUGAACAGAACAGAGAUGCCCAGCUUUGAUGGACUUCCCCAGCUGGCUGCAGACCUCAGGAACCAGAGGCACCCAAGACCCCCUAGCAAGGAGAUCACCUUCACCCUCAUCAGGAGAGCCAUCCGUGACCUGCAAUCUUAUGGACCAGACAUCUUCUCCACGUGCACAGGGCUCUCAACUUAUGUGGCCUAUGAAGUUCAUGGACCCCAAUUCAAUCUUGGAUCGUGCCUCAAGCUCGAUGUCCUCCAGUAUUUGGCCCUCACCUACUGCCACAACGAUAACUUUGUGUAAAUCCUGCCUUUCCUGAGCUGCCGCCCGAAUCCAGCCCUGCUGGAAUCAUUCCCUGGCAUCUCUUCUUCCAAGAGAUUCCUUCCUGAGGACUGGGUGCUGGAACAGAUCAGUUGGUGAGCAGAGCUAGCAAUUAAAUUCCUUCAUCAUGGAAUAACUCCUGCCUGUUUGUCGUUACUCCACCCUUUUUUCAUCUAAGAGCACCUCCACGAAAAUAUUUUGCCCCAUUUUUUUUGCCCUUUCACUGCUCUUUUCAACCCAGCAGAGCCAGAGAGCAGGGUGUGUGUGGUACAAACAGGGAAUUCACAGUUUGGACAUUCCUUCCCUGCCUGGGGAAAGAUGCUGCUCAUUAAAAACCUAGGGGACACAAAAGGCAGAUAGGAAGAAGUGAAAAACAACGAAUUUAUCAUUUUUAGGGGAAGAGGAGUCUCCUUUGUGGGAUUUACAGAGUUGCUCUGUC
Zonotrichia leucophrys gambelii is the source of this 1110-nucleotide messenger RNA. It is a transcript of the gene GKN1, whose product is annotated as gastrokine 1. NCBI's taxonomy places the organism in Eukaryota, Metazoa, Chordata, Aves, Passeriformes, Passerellidae. The transcript has 7 exons. Gene Ontology annotation, biological process: regulation of cell population proliferation. The record is from RefSeq and is a predicted model, not a curated record. Bases 105 to 653 code for a protein of 182 amino acids.